Molecule: messenger RNA, 711 nt
Organism: Andrographis paniculata
Lineage: Eukaryota; Viridiplantae; Streptophyta; Magnoliopsida; Lamiales; Acanthaceae
Product: multiprotein-bridging factor 1b-like
Exons: 4
Coding region: 102-521 (139 amino acids)
Cellular component (GO): nucleus
Molecular function (GO): DNA binding
Source: RefSeq, a predicted model, not a curated record
AUAUAUAAACAUCACACGACGAUCAGCUAGCUCGACUCUUCCCCAAAGGCCAAAGUCACGCGAACGCAGUCUCUCCAACGCAUACCUAAUCUAGAAGGAAAAUGGCAGGAAUCUCUCAGGAUUGGGAGCCGGUGGUGAUCCGGAAGAAGGCGCCGACCGCCGCCGCGCGGAAGGAUGAGAAAGCAGUCAACGCAGCUCGCCGCACCGGCGCCGAGAUCGAAACGAUAAAGAAGUCAAAUGCGGGGACAAAUAAAGCUGCCUCAAGCGGCACAUCUUUGAACACCCGGAAGCUUGAUGAAGAUACAGAAAAUCUUGCUCAUGACAAGGUUCCUUCGGAGUUGAAGAAAGCUAUCAUGCAGGCUCGAAUGGAUAAGAAAUUGACACAAGCCCAACUUGCUCAGUUGAUAAAUGAGAAACCCCAGAUCAUACAAGAAUAUGAAUCUGGAAAAGCAAUUCCCAAUCAGCAAAUCAUCUCCAAACUAGAGCGUGCACUUGGUGCAAAACUCCGUGGAAAAAAAUAGAACCUAGGGAUCAUGAACCUUGUGGAGUUCUACGUACCCUUUCUAGUCCUUGUAAUGGUGGUGUGCAUGAACUUUAUUAACUUCCUUUUUCUCUGUCACGCGUCAAAUUCUGAUGAAUGGUUUGGCUUUCAUGAUGGUUGUUGAAUCCCUUGACCUUAUGCGCAUAAAUAAAUUGCAGCUCUUAUUAUGA